AUGGAGUUAGGGUUAGAAGUGCGGCAAAACAUAGGUCAUGAUAUGGUGUUGUACAGGACCAAGGUUUUGAUGUUGUAUACCUGCUAUUUGAAGAUUGUGUCUCAACUUCCAACUCGAAUUCUCUGCAAAUUUCAUAACAGUACAGCAAGGUUAAAGAUAUGUGACUGUGGAAAUCAGCUUGCACUUGCAAUGCAACAGAUUGAGGCAGCUGGUAGAGGUGUACUUGUAUAUUUACGCGGACAUGAAGGUAGGGGUAUUGGAUUGGGCCACAAGCUCCGUGCUUAUAACCUACAAGAUGAUGGGCGCGAUACCGUAGAAGUCAAUGAGGAGUUGGGAUUGCCUGUUGACUCUAGGGAGUAUGGCAUUGGUGCGCAGAUACUGAGGGAUCUAGGUGUUCAAUCUAUGAAGUUGAUGACUAACAAUCCAUCCAAAUAUAUUGGUCUCAAAGGUUAUGGUUUAACUGUUUCUGGUAGGAUCCCAUUGUUAACUCUUAUCACUUCGGAGAACAAGAGAUAUUUGGAGACAAAACGUGUGAAAAUGGGCCACAUCUAUGGCACGGAACAUAACAGUGGCAAUGUUAAAACCGAUAGUGUUGAAGAUUCAAAUUCAAACGGAGUUACCAGCCUUUGAAGCCUUAGAAGAGGAAGUAGAAAUUAACACUGCAGCUGAAUCCAAAAUGUGACAGUUGAAUAAUUCUAUUUAUGAAUUGAUUAUUUGCAUAAUUGUUUUGCCUGGUUUUCUUCACCCAGUCACUACUUAAUUAGACUUCAUUCUGAAACUUAGUG
Lathyrus oleraceus (garden pea) is the source of this 785-nucleotide messenger RNA. RefSeq names its product bifunctional riboflavin biosynthesis protein RIBA 1, chloroplastic. The transcript is spliced from 3 exons. Gene Ontology annotation, molecular function: GTP cyclohydrolase II activity; 3,4-dihydroxy-2-butanone-4-phosphate synthase activity. Gene Ontology annotation, cellular component: chloroplast. The record is from RefSeq and is a predicted model, not a curated record. The coding region runs from base 1 to 630 and encodes 209 amino acids. NCBI's taxonomy places the organism in Eukaryota, Viridiplantae, Streptophyta, Magnoliopsida, Fabales, Fabaceae. Gene Ontology annotation, biological process: riboflavin biosynthetic process.